AUGACACUCACUCUCCUCUCCGUGAAUAUCAUCACUAUUCAAACUCUUACGGCAAUCACCAUGAAGGUCCAACUCGCCUUUCUCCUAACGGUCUUGAGCACCGUCUCCGCCGGUCCCUGUCAAGCUGCUACAACCACCACCGCUCCGUCAAUCACAACCAUCGCGCCGUCCUGCACUUUUACGGGCACCCAGACAAAAUGGGCCACCAGCGGAUGUGAUCUCUCUUGCGACACGAGCGCUUUCUGCAUUUACGACGCUGCCGUAACUAAGUCUUGCGGCUGCUCAUCUGUGCCGAUCACGGUGACGACCGUCACCCUUUGCCCGACGAGCACGCCGUGCAUGCAGUGCACCACUGGUUGGGGAACUUUUACGUAUACGGCACCUUGUGAGGCUACUGCGACUCCUUGA
Molecule: messenger RNA, 408 nt
Organism: Sordaria macrospora k-hell
Lineage: Eukaryota; Fungi; Ascomycota; Sordariomycetes; Sordariales; Sordariaceae
Source: RefSeq, a predicted model, not a curated record